AUGGAAAACUUCAUCAUUGGAUAUCCCGGCCAUGAAUCAAGUAUACGUGCCGCGAUGCUGGACGUCAUGGGCCAGGAGAAGUACGACUACUUCUUCGAUCGAUGGUUGUACUACUUUUUCACAGAAGCCGAUGCAAAGUUCUUCAAAUCGCUCGGUCUGAAUUGCAUUCGUAUUCCUUUUAACUACCGACACUUCGAGGAUGAUAUGAACCCUCGGGUCCUCAAGGAGAGCGGCUUCAAGCACCUAGAUCGGGUAAUUGACCUCUGUGCCAAAGAGGGCAUUUAUACCAUCCUCGAUAUGCACACUGUUCCCGGCGGUCAAAGCCCUGGCUGGCAUUCAGACAACACGACAAGUUACGCGGCGUUCUGGGAUUACAAGGACCACCAGGACCGAACCGUGUGGCUUUGGGAGCAGCUCGCCCGCCGUUACAAAGCGAAUCCCUGGAUUGCUGGAUACAACCCCAUGAAUGAACCCUGCGACCCCAAACAUGUGCGCUUGCCCGCCUUUUACGCGCGACUGGAGAAGGCAAUCAGAGCUGUAGAUCCAGACCAUAUCCUGUGGCUCGAUGGGAACACCUUUGCGGCUGAAUGGAAGGGCUUUGACACCGUGCUCCCAAAUUGUGUCUAUGCCCUACAUGAUUACAGCAUGAUGGGCUUUCCCACCGGACGUCCAUAUGAAGGCACAUCUGAGCAGAAGGCGAGACUAGAGGCGCAAUUCAUGCGUAAGUCGGAGUUUCAGAGGAAGCACCAGACUGCAAUUUGGAAUGGCGAGUUUGGUCCCGUGUAUGCAAAUCCCAAGUGGGACGAAAACGCUGAAGAAAUCAACCAAAAGCGAUACAACAUGCUAGGCGAGCAGCUGCGCAUUUACGACAAAUUCCAAAUCCCGUGGUCAAUCUGGCUCUUCAAAGACGUUGGCCUCCAGGGCAUGGUGUACACGUCGCCCGAUUCGGCCUGGAACAAACUGGUCGAGCCUAUGCUGGAAAAGAAGAAGCGGCUGCAGCUGGAUGCAUGGGGAAAAUAUCCGUCCAAAGAAGUCGACGACGUGAUGCUGCCCCUCAUCAGCUGGAUCGACUCGGUCUCGCCCACAGCGAAGAACGUCUACCCGUCCACGUGGAACACUGCGAGGCACAUUGAACGCGCCGUCCUGCAGACCUUCCUGGCGGAGACAUUCUGCCAGGAAUUUGCCGAGCUCUUUCGCGACAAGGAUGAAGGCGCCCUGGAGGAGCUAGCGAGGAGCUUCAGCUUCGAUAACUGCGUGCAGCGGGAGGGGUUGAACAAGAUCAUGUCCGACUACGCCGCCGUUGCGUCGAAGCCCACUUGA
Molecule: messenger RNA, 1320 nt
Organism: Fonsecaea erecta
Lineage: Eukaryota; Fungi; Ascomycota; Eurotiomycetes; Chaetothyriales; Herpotrichiellaceae
Exons: 1
Coding region: 1-1320 (439 amino acids)
Biological process (GO): glucan catabolic process
Cellular component (GO): extracellular region; cell surface
Molecular function (GO): beta-glucosidase activity
Source: RefSeq, a predicted model, not a curated record